AUGUCAUCACUGACUGGUCUCCUGCGUGACAAACUGCAGGAUAUGGAGUCUGAGCUGCUAGAUGCUCAGAUAUGCAUCAUAGAACUAGAGGAGCACUUCGGGAAUUAUAGAAAGUUGACAAUGUCAGAUCUUCAGCAGAUCUCCGAAUGCGUUGCGGAUAUGUCCCGGGAUUUGAAGCUCCAGAAGAAUGAAACACAUGGCGCUCUCCACAAACUUGCCCAAGUCGAGUCUAGGAUAUUUUUGUGCAACAGCUUGCAGGAAAAAAUAAAUCCCAUGCAACAAGAAAUGGAAUUAAUGAGACAGGAAAAUUCCGGGUUUCAGGCAGUUAUGAAUGAUCACAAAGCAAGCCCCCAGAAUAUGAAGAACACUGCAAUGUUUAAGGAACAACAAGCCAAAGAUGGGUUACAGAAGGCCAAGGCAGAAUUGGUGCACAAUAGAUCACAUGAUGAUGAAGUGCACAAGGAGGUCUCGAACCAUCUCGAGAAAUCACUGGUUCAGGAGAAUGCACAACUUAAACAGGAGAUCUUGGUGCUGAAGAUGCGUGUCAAAGCCCUUGAACGAUCUGAACAACGACAUCUUGAUAGAGCAGCAAACAUCACUGUGCGCUAUAAGCAAAAUGACAUGAAAAACAAUCUCGUCAAGCAGCAUGAAGAUAACAUACUGCAACUAGAAACAUGUCUAGCAAAUUGCAUCAAGGAAGCUCCACCAUCUGGGAGCUUGAGAGACAAUAUGCAAGAUGUAUCGUCCUGGAACCAACAUCCGGCACUCAAACCACUAGCGCACCUGGAUUCUGAUAUUUGUGUGCCAGUGAAGUGCAUGAUGUCUCUUGAUGGCAAGAUGUCAAUGCGACCAGCCACACGAAGGAAAAAUAAAUCAAUAGAGGUGGAAAUUUGA
This is a messenger RNA of Suillus subalutaceus, 894 nucleotides long. RefSeq lists its product as uncharacterized. The transcript has 8 exons. The record is from RefSeq and is a predicted model, not a curated record. Lineage: Eukaryota; Fungi; Basidiomycota; Agaricomycetes; Boletales; Suillaceae. The coding region runs from base 1 to 894 and encodes 297 amino acids.